Messenger RNA from Branchiostoma belcheri (Belcher's lancelet), 6800 nucleotides. RefSeq names its product zinc finger protein 318-like. NCBI's taxonomy places the organism in Eukaryota, Metazoa, Chordata, Leptocardii, Amphioxiformes, Branchiostomatidae. Gene Ontology annotation, molecular function: zinc ion binding; sequence-specific DNA binding; DNA-binding transcription factor activity. Gene Ontology annotation, biological process: regulation of DNA-templated transcription. The record is from RefSeq and is a predicted model, not a curated record.
GAAGAAGGGGUAGCCAUUUUGGACGGACAGGUUUGAUGAACGAAAACUUUCCGGUCAGAUUUGUCUACUUUGUUGAUAUUUGGCCCUGAAAUUUUAUGCUAAACUUUUGACAUAUAACCUUGAAAAUGAGUUGGCGCGGAGCUCCGCGCGGAGGCGGUCGGGGUAGAGGUGCGGGUAGAGGUAGAGGGCGCGGGAGAGGCCGUGGGGGGUUCUUCCCCAAGCUGGCGCCCACGGCGCUCCCAACCAAACCCCCUCCUCAGAAGCGGUCGCGCGACGAAGAACUGGAAAUCAAAGUCAAGCCCCUGCCGAGUCGGGACGACGAUCGGGAGGACAGUCCCGACUGGAUCGAGCUGCAAAGCCGCGACAAAGGCAGCAGUCGGGACGGCCGCGACAGGGGCAAAGAACGCCGCGGUAGCAGCGACCGGGGCGACAAGCAUGACAAAGCCCCACGAGACGCCAAGGAAAGAGACCGCGAUCGCUCCUCGCACGGGAAGGGCGACAAGCCAGACAGGGAGGAGCGAGGGUCGCGGGGUAGCUCUCACUCGAGCGCCAGCCGCGCUAAAGAAGAGAAAGGCGGUUCCCAACGCGAGGGAAAGCCGCAUAAAGAAUCUCACAGUAGUAAAGAGGCUGCCAAAUCAUCACAAAAGAGGAAAGAGUCUGGUAGAGACGACUAUAAAGAGUCAAGAGAUCCCUCCUCCUCACGCGGUAGGGAGAAAGAUAGGUCCAAGGGUGACUCCCAUGGGGACAGGAGGGACUCAAAGGGGAGGGAAUAUGAUGAUUACGGGGAGGAGAAGGGGAGGGAGAAGGGGAGGGAUGGCAGCAACAGAGACUCCAGAACAAGAAAACACGAGGAGCGGCCAAGUACAGGAGAAGGUGGAAAGUCUGUGAUGGAUAGGCUUGGUCCAGAGAAGAGGGAUAGUGGAGACUAUGAUAUGUUCACUGGCGGCAGCACUCGCAGGUCCAGGUCCCCUCUUGAGGAGGGCCUGCGCAUCACUGUCGGCAAUGACCGCUACUGGAGGGAACAGGCAGCCAAGAAGCCCCUGGAGGCUCGGCUGGGCCCUCCGCCGGACGACCUCACGCCUGACCACAAUCCCCCCGACAUGGAUCGCACGCCUCCGCACGAUUUUUCCCCUCGUCCGUAUCAUAGUGAUCCUCGGUAUGAAGAUCAAUAUGACAGGCCCAGCAGCAGGGAGCAGGAUCGGUACGAGAAAGGAGGCUACUACAGACGAGAAGACGACGAGAUCUACAGCAGGCAGGAUGCGUUCUACGACCGACCAGGGGACGGGCGAUCCAGAUCGCGGUCUGACUCUCGUUCACCCAGGCGCGAGUCAUACCAAGACCGCGACGAUCGCUAUUCACACAGGAAAGAGGGCGGUAGCUCCUCUCGGGGGAAGAGGGACUACAGGGACGAGAAAAGGGGGGACAAGCCAUCACAGAGAGACAAGUACUAUGAGAAGGACAAGUAUGAGAGAGACAGAUACAAGGAAGAAAAAUACCAGGAUGACAACAGGGAGAGCGGGCGAGGGCAUUCCUUGGAGAGAAAGGAGGAGCAACAAAAAAUGUUUCUACCAGCUCCAACUCAGUGGGGCAGGCAAGAAGAAUCCCACUACCCAGAGUUGGACAAGGCUCGGGAGGCAGCCAGAAGGGCAGAGGAAGAACUACAGAAGUAUGGCAUCAUUGUUGGCAAACAGAAAAGGGAAGAGAUGGCUGAAGCAAUCCGCAUGGGCGAAGGGAGUGCUCUACGUGCACUGCAAGAGUUGAUUCCAGGGUUCCAAGCAGACACUGCUCCCAACCCCAACCAACCUCCACCAGCUCAGAUGGAACAGCUGCCAGCUAGCACUUACGACCAAAGACAACAACCGAUGCCCAGGUCAGAGCCAGCACCAUACCAGCGACCACCUGCCUCACAAAGCUCCGACAUGCCUGCUUUUGGUGCUUCCUCAGCAAAGCUGGGUAUCCCUGGCAUGAAUGCCUACGAACAGACCGGACAAGCACAGCCCCCACCUCCACAGGCAAAGCCUAAAAAGUCGAUAUUGAAAAACCGUUCUGAACCUCCACCUCAGUCCAGUUCAGACAGCUUUGGCCCAGGAGAUGGGUAUGGACAACCACCCAAAAGUGAGGGUGGAGGCAUCCCAGGUUUGUUCGAUUCCCCAAGUUCAGGAGGGGACUUCUUCUCCAGGCUGGGUGGCCUCAACUCAGGCAACUUAUUUGGGUCUGAAAAAAGGGAGGAGAAACUUCCACUCAUCGACACAAUAGAGGAUGAGGAGCUGUUUCUGUAUGGGGAUGAAGAGAAGAAGAAGGAGCCUGAGCCAGAACCGUACGUCCCAACUCCCACGUCCACCGCACCUCCCAUCCAGACUGUUGCCUCCAUGCAGGCGCCACAACAACAACCAAUGGACAUUCCUCCUCCAAGUGUUGCCAGCGCUGCAGAUCUCAGCAACGACAAGCUGAGAAACAUCCUCCAGUCCAUUGGGUUUGACUUUGAGAAGUCGCAGAGAGGAGGCCAGCAGGUUGGGGCCAGCCGGCCUGAGGACGACAGGGAGCAGCAGUCCCAGUACAGAAGGCGGAGCAGGAGCCGCAGCGGCAGCCUGUCGCCCAGCCGCUACAGGAGGGAGUCCAGCCACGGCAGGGACAGGCGGGAGUCAAGCUACGGGAGGGACCGGGACCGCCGCGAGACCAGCAGGGGGAGGGACCGGAGAGACAGGUCCUACAGCCCGGACCGGGACAGGAGGUACUCCACGGAGAAGGACUACGACAGGAGAGACAGCCGGUACGUCGGGUCCGGGAUGUACAAGAGGUCGUCAGCUGUUGAUGACCUGUUGGCCCUUGCAUCUGCACCCAGCAGCAGCCACUAUACGUCAUCAACGACUUCUCACCCACCCUUCCCUCCCCCAGUUAGCAAUGCUCCUCCUUAUGGACAUCCACCCAAUCAGCCUCCCUAUGGACAUCCACCCAACCAGCCCCCGUACCAUGGAGCACCUACGUCGGGAUACCCUAACUAUCCUCCUCCACAACAAGGGUAUGGUCCGUACGGAGGGUAUGACCCACGUGGGCCUCCCCCGCCCCAACCCUGGCCCCUGCAACAAGGAGGCCCUCCACCCCACGGUGGCCCAAUGCCUCCUAGAGGGCCACUAAUACAAGGGGGCCCACCCCACCUAGCAGGCCCACCACCUCCAGUGACUCAGCCAGACCCUCGGGCCAAUCUGAGAUCCAUCCCUAUCCAAGACAAGAAAGAUGAUCAGAAAACUGAGGUUAAGACAGAGGAGAGCGAGCAAAAACCAAAGUCCAACAGGAUCGUCAUUCCUCCACGCUCUGCGCAACAACGGCAAAAGGAAGAGGAAGCUCUGAAACAGGAGCAGGCACGGAAAGACAAGGAGCUUGCCGAGAAGCAGGAGAGUUUCCUUGAGAAGCAGCGUCAGGAGAAGGCCCGCCAGACCCAGCUGAAGGAGAGGAAAGACAGGAUCAAGAAGAGGAUUGAGUUCCUUGAAGAGGAGCUGGAGAGGCUGCGCAAGCAACAGGGCGAGCUUCUGCGUAAGAAACGCAGACAGAAAGACGGCCACAAGGACCCACUGCUGGUGGAGAACAGCAAGCUGCAGGAGGACAUCGCCAAACAGAUCUCCGAGCUGCGGAAACAGGCUGAGGAAGUCGCUGCAGUCAGCAUCCCAGGGCUGGAGACAGGCUCGUCGGAGGACAAGACAGCUAAGGUGGCAUCAGCCGAACAGUCAUCCCCGGUGAAGAAGCCAGAGCCCCCAGCAGCAGUGAAGACAGAACCAGUAGACAACACGGUCUAUGAUUUCUUUGAUCCUGGGAACCACUGGUGCAAACCCUGCAACCAGAUCUUCACCAACCUGCUGGAGUUUCUCAACCACACCCACAGCCGCAAGCAUCUACAGCACAUUGAUCCGUAUGACCGCCCGUGGAUGCCAGAGUCUCUCAGGACUGAGCGGGAGCGGAAGGCGCGGCCUAAUAUGAAUUUCCAAGUGGUGCCAGUGCAAGGUCCUGAGUUCAUGUUGCCUGUGAUGGGUUUCUACUGCCAGCUGUGUGAGGAGUUCUCUGGGGACCAGAUCUGUGCUGAAGACCACAUCAAAACUGACAAGCACCGUCUCAGCUACAAGAAACACUUGGAUGCAAAUCCAUUCUACGAGCGACGCCGGAACCUGGACAAAGCCGCAGGGAUGGCCGUCAUCGAGGAAAUCAACCGCCGCAAGGAGGAAGAGAAGCGCCACAAGGAGAGGGCAGAGCUGCAAGAACGCAGGCACGAGGAGCAGGAAAAGAAACGCAAGAGACUGGAACAACAGGAAAAAGUUCUCGACGAGAAGAAGAGAAAGCUGAUUGAGAAGGAAAAGAAGAAGGAAGAAAAGGUACAAGAACUUGAUGCUGAUGCGUCCACAAAGCCCCAUGCACCCUCCACGCCAAGCACACCAUCAGGUGCAGGCAAAGGCAUCAAGUUGACUCUAGCAGGAGACAAAGGCGAGGGUAAACCCCAAACGUCAGGCUUUGGUAAAUUUACGUGGAGGCCUGGCAGCGGGCAAGGUGGCCAGAAUGGGAAGGGAACCUCCACCCCCACUGGGAGGAACACGCCAACACCCGAGGACGGAAAGACGAGUCCCGGUGGAACAGGUAAGCCUUCCGUCAUGAUGACACGGAAGAUUCCCAAGGCUCCUCCAGUGCAGGCCAGGCCCAUUCCCACCCUAACCACCAGCCUGCCGCUCCGCAAAGCCAAGCCAGAGAAACCGGACAGACAUUCCGAGAGGUCGGUCCUCCCCGUAUCAAACCAGAGGGGCAAGUCAGAGCCGCAGAAGCUUCCCAGUCAGGAGGAGAUAAAGAAGGCGUUUGGAGCCCAGGGUGCCUCGGGCUCAAAGGACAGAAGUUCACCCGAGCCACCCGUCCCGGGAACAGAAGACUUGCCUCCCCGUAAAACACCCCCUUCAACUAGUUGACAACGUAGUUCAGCGGUGAUAGCAAUGACCCAGAUUCGGGUACAGCCCUUAAAUCAGCCAAGUCGAGUUCAUCCCAGGUUACCUGAGGUCACUGCUGAGGACGUGGCGCGGGGGCCGACGGGAGCUGGGCAAGUAAACAAUAUGGCGAGACAAGAUGACGCGCAGGCGGGCACCGCCACGGAACUGGCCGCGAACAGCGAGCUCCUCGGCCUCAACCCGCCCUUCACGGACGGGCCGCCGCCGCCUUUCUGCCUGAUAUGCAACGACAGGGCCUCUGGCUACCAUUACUCGGUGUACUCGUGCGAGGGCUGCAAGGGUUUCUUCAAACGGUCUGUACAGAAGAACCUGUCGUACAAGUGUAAGGGGGAGGGGCACUGCGAAAUCAACAAAUUCACGCGAAACAACUGCCAGGCCUGUCGAUUUCAGAAAUGUAUGGACAACGGGAUGAAGAAGGAAGCGGUAAGGGAGGACAGGGCACCAGGGGGGCGUCAGGGACAGAAGAGAAUGCGACAUUCCUACCACUACUCCUCCCAGAGUGAUCUGGAGAGCACCUGCAACUCAACAGGCAGCACAGGCAGCCCCAUCGACUGUAGCUCGCCGGGGGAGCCUGAGAGUGAUAUAUUCUACUGUGAUGACCUGGGGAAAACUUUAGUCAACUCCAAACCUGACCUGAUCCCACGCUUGCCUGAUGGAACUAAGUUUGAUAGCACAGUGGCCCCGGAGCCUGGCCAGGUCAAUGUGAUGAUGCAGCUCGGGUAUGAUGAGUUGCGGAUGAUCAUCGAGUGGGCGCGAAAAGUACCCGGGUUCAACGAACUGCAGAUGGAGGACAGAAUGGCCCUUCUAAAGAGCUCUUUCAUGGAUCUGAACUGCCUCCGACUUUCUUACAGGUGUCUGCCUUGGCUACCAAAAGUCUACUUCGGGCACGGCCUGGUGCUGACGAUUGAGGAGACGGCGGGUCUGGGGUGGAACAGGGACAUGAUCACACUGUGGGAACAGUACGUGGAGAGACUGCAGGAGAUGAAGGUGGACCACGUGGAGUUCUGUCUGCUCAAUGCCUUGGUUCUAUUCUAUCCAGAUGCCUCUGGUCUGAAGGACAAGCCUAAGGUGACGAGUCUACAAGGUGACGUGCUGAAGAGCCUACGCCAUUACACCGUCUCCAGGUUUAAUGAUUCCAGAAGACAUGCAAAGAUCCUGCUGAGGCUGCCGGCACUGCGCACCUUCAGCUCCAAGGCCCUGGAGUCCUACCUGUCCAUGGCGCUGGACGGAGUCCUCAAGGUGGACGAGCUGGUCACAGAGAUGCUGUCCUGAGAAACGUCCUCAUCUUGUUAUCGGCAAGCAAGGCUGUGUUCACCGCUCCGACUGUAAGGUGUCAUUUUAUGUAGUACACAUCCUGAGGAGGGAUCCGUAUCAUGGGGGCAGGAAGUAAUGAUUCAGAAGUAUUGCACGCUGCCUGCACCUUCCAAAUGCUACUCGUACAAUGUAACAGUUUUACUGUAGGUGUCUCUUACAGCUUGGCUCUAUAGGCAUCAGUAGUAUCACAUGACACACACCUAAUCUGUGAUAUCUGUAACACACUAAUCUGUAAUAUCUGUAGGUGGCUUGUGUUGGCCACCUGCACCUGUAAUAGCAUGUACAAUGUAGGUGUCGCCUGAACUGUAGAUAACACCUUGUACUACCAUACAAUUACAAUAAUUGGGUGAGAAAUGGAUGUCUUGUGGAAGGGCUUUUGUGCUGCCUAAAAAAUAGAAUACACAUUUCAACAUAAUAUUGGUAGCACCAAAAGCGAAGCAAGAAGUCCCUGCUGCAGACUAACACACACAUGUAAACUUAAUAGUGUUCUUGAACAUUGUACCGACUCAG